Molecule: messenger RNA, 1125 nt
Organism: Galdieria sulphuraria
Lineage: Eukaryota; Rhodophyta; Bangiophyceae; Galdieriales; Galdieriaceae
Product: ESCRT-I complex subunit VPS28
Exons: 4
Coding region: 85-987 (300 amino acids)
Biological process (GO): protein transport to vacuole involved in ubiquitin-dependent protein catabolic process via the multivesicular body sorting pathway
Cellular component (GO): ESCRT I complex
Molecular function (GO): protein-containing complex binding
Source: RefSeq, a predicted model, not a curated record
UUGUGGAUUAGAGUUUCCAUAGUUCUGCAAAUCCAAAUCCCUCAAAGUUGCUGUCAAUUGACUCUGUAGUGUUCGUGUCCAAAAAUGCAGCCUUUGUACAAAAAUUCUGCCUAUGAAGCUCAAGCCAAACAGUUGUCGAAACAACAGCAACUUCAACGAAAUCAACAGAGGAAUAGCGCUCAAUUCGAAGCGUUGCCAGACAAACAGAGAGAAGGUGGUAUGGAGAAGCGUUACUCUGGAGGUGACAUAAAGAGAACGGAAACUCAAGAACAGUCGAAGCUUUACCAUGAAAAACUUCUAGCUGAGAAGAACAGUGACGUUGGAUCAACUAUUAGUUUUGAAGAAGAGGAAGAACUCAAUGAAGAGGACAUUCAUCUGAUGGAAGAUGCCUCCGACCGCACAUUAUUUCAAGCUCUAGGAGAUUUGUUUUGCAUCAUAAAGGAAACAGAACACUUGGAAAGAGCUUGGAGAAACGCAAGCAUCAAGGCAGAUGACUAUACUCGGGAAUGUACGAGUCUUAUCAACCGCUACAAGACAACUUGCAGUUCACUCAAAGGACGGCUUUCGAAUCCCAAUCAUUUCAUAGAGGAUUACGAGAUAGAAGCUCCUGCCGCGAGGCAGAUCGCGCUGAUUCAAGCCGGAGUACCGGCAAAAGUAGAACACAGGGAACGUUUUGGUAACCAAUCAGAUAUUCUUUAUGUAACGAGAGCUACUAGAACUUUUAUUACAGCACGAAAUGUCCUUGAAAUGAAGCUUUUAUCGAAGGAUGAGAUAUAUCCAUAUAUUUCCGAACUCAUUGAUGCACUCGAUAAGGUGGAAAGACUACGAAGUGGAUUCGAGGGAAAGGGAAGAUUGAAGGAAUGGCUAAGGAUUCUGGGCCGCAUGAAAGCAAGUGAUUCGUUGUCAACUGAAGAAGCGAGGCAACUUGCGUUUGAUCUGGAAUCAGCAUUUACAGAAUUUGAGAGAAUUUUAGAAGCACAUUCUUAAUAUUCAAACAAAAAAUGGAGACGGAUAAAUUUGGAUAUAUGAGAACAGAGUUCUUUUGUAGAAAGUCAUUUUUCGUUUAUAUAUAACUAUAAAUACUUGUCUAGUUCUGCCUUGUAAUAUGUGUGUGUGUGUGUGUGU